This is a messenger RNA of Miscanthus lutarioriparius, 807 nucleotides long. The record is from the annotation of a GenBank genome assembly. NCBI's taxonomy places the organism in Eukaryota, Viridiplantae, Streptophyta, Magnoliopsida, Poales, Poaceae.
AUGGCGGACCGCGCCCUGCCCCGCACCGCCGCCCUCGCCUGUGUUCUUCGCUUCAACUUUCUCGGCAAGCAGAAGAGAAGAGAAGAAAGGGAGAGAGGCGCCGAGGACGGAGUACGACCGCGGGUGAACACCUUCUCGCCGGAGGGGCGGCUGUUCCAGGUCGAGUACGCCAUCGAGGCCAUCAAGUUGGGAUCCACUGCGAUCGGGUUGAAGACAAAGGAUGGCGUUGUCCUUGCCGUUGAGAAACGUGUGACCUCUCCGCUGCUGGAACCUAGCAGUGUGGAGAAAAUCAUGGAAAUUGAUGAGCACAUAGGCUGUGCCAUGAGUGGACUUAUUGCUGAUGCUAGAACACUAGUUGAGCACGCCUUUCGUGUUGAGACCCAGAAUCAUAGGUUCUCAUAUGGGGAGCCAAUGACCAGAGAAUCUUCUACACAAGCUAUCUGUGACCUGGCUCUGCGCUUUGGCGAAGGUGAUGAAGAGUCAAUGUCACGGCCAUUUGGAGUCUCCCUCCUAAUUGCUGGACAUGAUGAGAAUGGACCUAGCUUAUACUACACGGACCCAUCUGGAACCUUCUGGCAAUGCAAUGCAAAGGCAAUUGGAUCAGGUUCUGAAGGAGCUGACAGCUCCUUGCAGGAGCAGUACAACAAGGAACUGACCCUCCAGGAGGCGGAGACCAUAGCCCUUUCUAUCCUGAAGCAGGUUAUGGAAGAGAAGGUGACCCCAAACAAUGUCGAUAUCGCCAAGGUUGCCCCCAAGUACCACCUCUACACCCCUGCCGAGGUCGAAGCUGUCAUCGCGAGGCUGUAA